Molecule: messenger RNA, 489 nt
Organism: Staurois parvus
Lineage: Eukaryota; Metazoa; Chordata; Amphibia; Anura; Ranidae
Source: the annotation of a GenBank genome assembly
UGUCCGCAGUCUCUGGUCAUCCCCUGUACUGUGUCCGCAGUCUCUGGUCAUCCCUGUACUGUCCGCAGUCUCUGGUCAUCCCCUGUACUGUCCGCAGUCUCUGGUCAUCCCUGUACUGUCCGCAGUCUCUGGUCAUCUCCUGUACUGUGUCCGCAGUCUCUGGUCAUCCCUUCGGUCAUCCCUGUACCGUGUCCGCAGUCUCUGGUCAUCUCCUGUACCGUGUCCGCAGUCUCUGGUCAUCUCCUGUACUCUCCGCAGUCUCUGGUCAUCCCUGUACUGUGUCCGCAGUCUCUGGUCAUCCCUGUACUGUGUCCACAGUCUCUGGUCUCAUCCCUGUACUGUGUCCGCAGUCUCUGGUCAUCUCCUGUACUGUGUCCGCAGUCUCUGGUCAUCCCUGUACUGUGUCCGCAGUCUCUGGUCAUCCCUGUACUGUCCGCAGUCUCUGGUCAUCCCUGUACUGUCCGCAGUCUCUGGUCAUCCCAGUACUGU